Molecule: messenger RNA, 1276 nt
Organism: Lacerta agilis (Sand lizard)
Lineage: Eukaryota; Metazoa; Chordata; Lepidosauria; Squamata; Lacertidae
Gene: ADPRM
Product: ADP-ribose/CDP-alcohol diphosphatase, manganese dependent
Exons: 3
Coding region: 41-1090 (349 amino acids)
Molecular function (GO): ADP-ribose diphosphatase activity; 2',3'-cyclic-nucleotide 2'-phosphodiesterase activity; CDP-glycerol diphosphatase activity
Source: RefSeq, a predicted model, not a curated record
CUUUCUUUGUGAUAGAUUUUGGCAGGACAUUUGGGCAGUUAUGGAUGACAAUAAUUGUAGCUGUACACAAGGAGCCACAACUUCUGAGGCACUCUUCUCCUUUGGAGUCAUAACAGACAUUCAGUAUGCUGAUCGAGAAGAUGGCUAUGAUUUCUGCGGACUGAACAGGCGAUAUUAUAAGCAUAGCCUAUGCCAUCUCCAGAGUGCAAUCGAAGACUGGAAUAGAACAGAUGUUCAGUUCGUAUUACAAUUUGGGGACAUCAUUGAUGGCUGCAAUGCUGAACUUAAGAUGUCAGAGACAGCACUGGGAAGAGUCUUGGAAGAAUUUAAGAAGCUCAAGGCCCCAGUCCAUCAUAUAUGGGGCAACCAUGAAUUUUACAACUUCAGCAGAGACUAUCUAGUAGAUUCUGCACUGAACACCAAGUACUUACAAGAACAGACUUUUCUUAGCAAUUCUUAUAGAGACAAGAGUUCUACUGGAGAGAAUGCUUCAGAAUUCUAUUAUGCAUAUCAAUUUUGCCCAAUGUCUAAAUUUCGAUUCAUCAUCCUUGAUGCUUAUGAUAUAAGUAUUCUGGGGAGGGACAAAUCUACCAAAAAAUAUCAAGAUUCUCUAAAACUACUGCGAGAAAAAAAUCAAAAUGAGAAUCUGAAUAGUCCAUCAGGUCUUGUUGAAUGUCAGUUUGUGCAGUUCAAUGGAGGAUUCAGUCAAGAACAGCUGGAUUGGCUUGAUGAAGUCCUUACAUAUGCUGAUAAAAAUCAAGAAAGAGCUGUAAUUAUGGGGCACAUACCCAUCCACCCCAAUUCUACAAGUGAUGUCGGCCUGGCUUGGAAUUAUAAAGAUGCCCUUUCUGUCAUCCACUCACAUCACUCUGUGGUGUGCUUUCUUGCAGGCCACCUUCAUUUGGGUGGAUACUGUUUAGACUCUUAUGGAGUUCACCAUGUUACUCUUGAUGGGAUUAUAGAAGCUCCUCCAGAAAGCCAUGCUUUUGGAACUAUACAUGUCUAUCAUGACAGGAUGGUAUUAGAAGGAAGAGGAAGGAUUCCAGAUCGAGUGAUGCAUUACAAAAGUAAUCAGACUUUACACAGAUGAUUGUAUUAGGUCAAUUACUAUUUAAUGCAUUGUGCACUAUGCUGGAGUAACUAUUUGCCUGAAGCUCAUUUCAAUACAUGUUCCACCCAUGGAUUGGCAUGUUCAACUUGAAGUGUCAAGCAAACUAUAUGCCUGCACUGCUUAGUGAGGUGUGGAAAUGUAAUCAAUUACAUUUGAUUCAGUGUU